This is a messenger RNA of Cooperia oncophora, 1314 nucleotides long. The record is from the annotation of a GenBank genome assembly. Lineage: Eukaryota; Metazoa; Nematoda; Chromadorea; Rhabditida; Trichostrongylidae.
AUGCUCGUACAGGGCGAACUGUCAAGAACAGAAUUCUUUGGUCCCGAGAAGCAAGUGGUUUUCACUAGCAAGCCAUUUGUUCUCGCCAAGAACAAAAAUAUCCGAUUGGUGGACGAUGACGGCAGUGACGAAUUUCGUGGCAUUCAACCCGGAUUUCAGGUAUUUGUUGACGGCACGUGGGGUACGGUAUGCAACCGAACUUGGUCAGCACAACUGGCGCAACUCGCAUGUAAUCAGCUGGGUUUGAUUGCCGAUCCGGAAUUCUUUGAAAACUGGAGGAUAUUCCGCUCCCAGGGAGAUCUACCGAUGAUUAUGGAUAACAUUCGAUGCGAGGAAAACGAGGUGGACUUGACCCAUUGUCGCCAUGACGGUGUCGAACACAAUGUUGCUGCUGGAUGCCGACCCACUGAAGUAGUCGCUAUUCGAUGCGCUGAACCUCGCUGGGCUGGCGUCCGUUACUCGUUACUUGCCAAUCCGCCAACUUUCACCGGUCAGACCACUAUGAGUAACUGGAUUAUUGAGAAGGCUGGUUUGUUUGACUUCCGAGUUCCUGUGUUCUCUCCUGCUCUGCAAAUCGACUGGAACUAUCACGUUUUCCACAACCUGAACAUAAGAAAUAACUUCUGGAAUGGUAUCGACAUCGUCUACAACGAUCUGAUCAAGAAGCCAGCCAUUCGCAACAGCGUCGUGACGAACAAUCGCCGUAAUGGAAUGCAUCUACGAUCUGUCGGGAUCACCUUGGAAGAGAUGGCUCUAACCCGUUCGGGACAAGCAGGACUGCGUUAUAAUCCACGGAUUUCCUCAUCACUGCAGAGAGACAUUGUAUCAUGGCUUGACAUGAGAGAACAACCAGAGCUCGAAGCUAACAACAUCUACAUCAUACCGGACAGCAGUUUUCGAACUGUUAAGCCCAGUCUAGCCUUCGACCCUCCGUUAUCGGUCUGGUACUUGAGAGUCAUCUUAAAUCAAAGAAAGUUCCUCGUAGCGAAGGAGACACCAGAAUGUCCAGCUGUUCCGUUGGAGCGCUGCAUCUUCGAGAUGAACCUGGAGGCCAGCGGUUUCGGAUAUGGACUGCCGGCAAGAAUGGCCAUUCAGAUCGUCAAUCCCGUGUCGAACAUUUCGGACGAAGAUGCUGUGUUCUUCGACCGGGGAAGCGCGAAAUCAUUUAGUGCCAGGAGCAACUCCGUUCAGUUCCCUGUUGUCUUCAAUUCCAAUGUUACCAUGCAGUAUACUCGAUCCUACGGUACUCCGAAACUCAUCGUUCUUGUGCUCUUCCUCGAUGGUAAGUAUUGGCUCGGCGUCGGGUUAAGCUGA